Messenger RNA from Cyphomyrmex costatus, 3331 nucleotides. RefSeq lists its product as uncharacterized. Lineage: Eukaryota; Metazoa; Arthropoda; Insecta; Hymenoptera; Formicidae. The transcript is spliced from 3 exons. Gene Ontology annotation, molecular function: glycosyltransferase activity. Bases 1124 to 2896 code for a protein of 590 amino acids. Gene Ontology annotation, cellular component: cytoplasm. The record is from RefSeq and is a predicted model, not a curated record.
ACGACGAGUAUUUUUGUCCCGAAUUUAUCGAAUCCCGGAAUGUAAUUUAAUUUUUCAUUAUCGCGUUUCUCAUGUUACUAUACAUAGACAAUUUUAUGAAGUAAAUCUGCAGUCUCUUGAAAUAAAUAAUUGCCGCGGUUGUGUCGGGUUAAACGAGAGGUAAGGUUUGGAGUACGAGAAUGUGCCGGCUACUGAUGUAGAGGUGCGCGUAACAAGUCCUUGUAUAUCCUUUCGAGUAUCGACUGGCGACCGGCCUUUAUGAACGACUUUUGAAUACCCGGCUUAAUCAGGUGACGCACGAAGGUAGAGAAAGAUCGAUGAAUCCAAAAAGCAAAAAGUUGAUAGUAUUCGGUUUAAAGACCGUCAAGUUACCGUCAUCAUCGUGUUCACAGACAACAAGUGACGAUGAUCGGUAAUUUGCAUGUGUUUGCGGGCGAUCGCCCAAUGCGCAAAGAAUCACGAGAAUUGUAAGAUCAAGGUACAUCGAGCUUGCUUCCAGCUCCGUUCUUUCCAUUCAGGCUCGUCGCAUUCAUCCGGCGCGGCGGCAACAGCAGCCGGUACGCACGCAUACCUGUACACGCACACACACACACAUACACCUACAUAUAUAUGCGAAUAGUUGGGAGAAGAAAGCGUCCGGUUCAUGUUUUGUCCUUUAACGUGUGUUGUUUUCUUCGGGAUAUCCGGUUUCAGAAGAAGAAAACAUAUAGUGGAUACUAUAUAGUGAUCGCCAAUGCACUCUUCCUGAUUCCGAGGUGGACCAGCUGAAGAUAAGAACGAGAAGGCACUACGAGAUGACGUGAUACGCCAAUGGAAGAGGAAUGCCGGCGUAUUAACGCGGAUCCGUUCCUCUUCCCUUGAUAACGGAGGUCGUCGUCGCGUGUCACGGGAUGCGACCCGGACACCGGGACGUCUUCUGGACGGAUUCGAAGGGCUGACCAGAUUUCUCGACCAGGCUAUCCUGACGGUCACAGUCGACUCACAUUUCUCUAUAUUUCUUCGUUCGGUCUGAAAAAAGAGGAAGAGGACACAGUUAAAUUCACAGAGGAAGAUACGGAUAUUCAACGAUUCAGUAUCGUCCAGGUGUUAAUCGGGAAGCCAUCUUAUCGGGAAAACUAACAGGAUGACAACGAUACAGAGCUGUGGCGGUAGUUCAUCAAAAUGCGCGAAGCGUGCCUUCGUCUUCUUGUUUGCUUGGGGACUGCUGAUGAUCGCGGCGGUACAGUUUCGUCACUUGGAGAAUAGAGUUUUGCAUCAGGACGGUGGUCCCACGGCCGAGGACGGCAUCGGUAAUCUGGUGGAGGUCGGUAGCAACGAUCGAGGUGCGAACCGAGAUUCCGCAGGGAGCUUGAGUUUGUCCCGAAUUCUCUUGGAAAGGUCGUCAUUGAGCGAUUUCACCAACUUUGGCGGCGGUAACGCCGCUCUGCUGACCACCCUGACUACUCUUAAAAACCAUCUGGAAGCGACGAUAAAUCCGCUCGAACUGGAACCGUUGCUGGAUAAAAGACCUGCCAAGACCGAGCAGCAAUUAAUCGAGGAGAUCGCCGAAAGAAUACCGAGCUUACCGCUGAGCGAUUGGUCCAAAAAUAACAAACCGACAAAACGAAAUAAUGAGAGCUGCGCUAAAUACCCACAGAUCUACGAUUUAGAAUUUAAUAAUAUUUAUUGGCAAACACUGCGAACUACUAAUGGCACAUUUCAGUUUUUUGGUGCGUUUUACGACAAUCGAAAAUUAUCCAAGAUUGGGCCGGCAGUGAGGAUCGUUGGCAUGAUUGAUCGGAUUGAACCAAUUGUGAAGACGUAUUGCCAGUUAUGGUACGACGGCGAGAAUGAGCCCAAGAUUGUCGAGACGCUUGAAUACAAGUACAUAUGGUAUCCUAAAUGGGGCAAUUACAAGCAGGGCAUCUAUCAGCCAUAUGUGAUAGCAUGUAGAGUGCCGCCACAAGCGUACGGUAAACCACCGUCGUCCGUUUCCAUAGUGGAGAAACGUUGUGACACGGCCACCAAUCAUCUUCGCGUAAUUUACAACAAGCCCGAACGUAAAAAGGACUUUGCGGUGUGCGUAAAGGGUCUGGACUUUCUACACGAGGAUCUGUCGGUUCGGCUAGUUGAAUGGGUCGAGCUGAUCAGCCUGUUGGGUGCUGACAAAAUCUACUUUUACGAGCUGCAGGUGCACCCGAACGUGACCAAAGUGUUGCAGCAUUACCAGCGCCUGGGUAUGGUGCAUGUGACCCCAUUGACCCUGCCAGGCGGACAGCCUAACGUGCCCGCCUUCCAGCACAUGUAUCUCACGAAGAAAACCAAUCACAAGCGGCAGAAUGAACUAAUACCUUACAACGAUUGUUUGUACAAACACAUGUAUGAGUAUGAGUAUAUCGCACUGUUGGACGUCGACGAAGUGAUUAUGCCCGUGAAGGACGCGACCUGGCAAGAGCUGAUGCGCCGGGUAUUGCCCAAGGCCCUACAAAUACGGAACGAGACCCGUGCCUCGUACAACGUCAGAAACGUCUACUUCCUCGACGACCUACUGCACUCUCAUGGUUACUUCAAGGACAUACCCAAGUAUAUGCACAUGCUGCAACACGUGUAUCGCUCGAAGAACUUUACGAAACCAAACCAAUACAUCAAGUGCUUCCAUAAUCCAGAACGGGUGGUUACUCUACACAACCAUUUUCCCCUGGCAUGUCUGGGUGCUGGAUGCACCAGUUAUCCGAUCGAGACCGAGGAUGCGCAACUACAGCAUUAUCGCGCCGAUUGCGUGCGAUCGUUAAAGAAAACAUGCGUGGAAUAUCGGGAGAACAGUGUGAUAGACACGACGAUAUGGCGUUACAGGGAUAAGCUGAUCAACAGAGUCACCGACACCCUGAAAACCCUCGGCUUCUUCGGAUCGAGAUAGCGUCGGAGAUUGAUCUUCUUUUUUUACUUUCAUUUCUUUCUCUCUCUUUCUCUCUUUCUCGUGAAGAUUUGAUCGGUUGAGAAGCGAUGAAUCUAUCAGCGGGAGGUAAUUGCCGAUGGGACUUGAUCAGAGAUUUAAUUGAACAGAUAAUAGAGAUUGGUGUAACCGAUAAAGUGGAUUCAUUUCUAGUGACAGCGUAAUAUCGCGUCUUUUAUUUCUAUAUGUUGUUGUGUGCGUGAGAAGAGUGUGGAUCGAUAACCUUUGUCUGAUGAUAGUGCUAUCAGUAUAAAUACACAGUCGUGUCUAUGAACGGCAAAAUAUUUUCAGCUUUAUGAAACAAGGUUAUCAGUCAAGAACAUUUAUUGAGACCAUAUUAGAACAAUUGAUAUUAGAACAAUUGAUUGUGUGUGAAUUAAUUUAAUAUAGAACUCAUUU